UGGUGGUGGCUCAAGAUGGCGGAGGGUGACAGCGGGAGUGAGCGAGGCGGCGGCGGCGGUGGAGGUGGCGGCGGGGGAGGUGGAGGAGGCGGGGGAGGCGGCCUCUUGUUGCAGCAACAGCAGCAGGAGACACAGGAGCUGGCCUCCAAGCGGGUGGACAUCCAGAACAAGCGCUUCUACCUGGACGUGAAGCAGAAUGCUAAAGGCCGCUUCAUCAAGAUCGCCGAGGUGGGCGCGGGAGGCAACAAGAGCCGGCUCACGCUCUCUAUGGCGGUGGCGGCCGAGUUCCGCGACUACCUGGGCGACUUCAUCGAGCACUACGCGCAGCUCGGCCCGUCGGACACGGACUCGGCCGCCGGCCUGGCAUCAGACGAGCCGCGGCGAGCGCUCAAGAGCGAGUUCCUGGUGAGGGAGAACCGCAAGUACUACAUGGACCUGAAGGAGAACCAGCGCGGCCGCUUCCUGCGCAUCCGCCAGACCUUAAAUCGAGGCCCCGGCUUAGGUGGGACGCAAGGCCAGACCAUCGCCCUGCCGGCGCAAGGCCUGAUCGAGUUUAGAGACGCGCUGGCCAAGCUGAUCGACGACUACGGCGUGGACGACGAGCCGUGCGGCCAGGCCGAGCUGCCAGAGGGCACGUCCAUCACUGUGGACAGCAAGCGCUUCUUCUUCGACGUGGGCUCCAACAAGUACGGCGUGUUCAUGCGGGUGAGCGAGGUGAAGCCGUCGUACAGAAACUCCAUCACCAUCCCGUACAAAGCCUGGUCCAAGUUCGGCAGCGCCUUCAGUAAGUACGCCGAGGAGAUGAAGGAGAUCCAGGACAAGCAUCGGGACAAGAUGCUCUUCGAGAGGCGAGCCGACGAAUCGGAUGGCGAAGAUGUGGACGACGAUUGAAGCUAUUCAGUAAGAGAAGAAGAAACAAAAAAAAAGAAAAUAAGAGCAAAUUGUGUCGAUUGAGAAGUUUAAAAAAAAUUAACGAGUAAAUUGGUGUGUCGAUUGCAAAGAAAGACGUUUUAAAAAUCUUUAAAAAGAACAAAUUGGGUCGAUUGCAAAGAAGAUUUACAAAAAUAAAACCUCGAGAAAAUGUUUUGAAUAGUAUUUUUUGGGAAACGCAGUUACAUAAGUGAAAAUGCAUCUUCUGAGGAGUGGAAACGACUUGCAAUGGUAUAUGUAUGCAAAUUUGUGAAGGGAAAGAAAUGGAGCAAGUUCUUCUGGAAGAUGUUGGAUGAACGAUUCAUUGCGAAAUACACACUGUUAUUUGUGGAAAAGCGUCGUAUCACUGAACCAUCAGCAAUUCAGAAAAGAAAAGAUUUGUUGGCACAACCAAAAGUUUUACAGGAAGAGAAAAAAACUACAAACCUCCACAUGGAGUGAAAAUGAUUUGGAGAGCCACCACGAAGGCCCUGAAGCCAGCAACACUUCAAAAAAGUUCUUUUCGUAUAUUUAAAAAGUUCUUAUGGAAGUUUUUUUAAUUAUUUUAAAUACUGGACAAUCAAGAGUCAUUUUUAAAAUUUGUUUUCAUUCUAAAUAUUUCAAAUAUAUUUGAUAAAACUGUUGUUUCUGAUGUAGAAAAUUAAUGUUUUUAAAUAGAAACAAAUGAAGGCUUGACUAAUUCAAUAGCAGAAUACAGUGCUAGUUUCACAUGAAAUCUACUGCCAGGGUUUGCAUACAGAUUGACUGCAGCUCAUCCAUUUGAAAGUAAUGUCCCAUUUUGUUUUGUGUUUUGUUUAGCUGUAGUGCAUCCCCCCAGUAUUUUUGGCAGUGUUAUGUGCAUCCUGUAACAUCAUUGCAGUAUAAAUCAUCAGCAGAAAUUCUGCUAGUGUGAACUUGUUACCCUGUAGUAGAGACUGCUUGUAACUAGCCCCGGUGCUAUUGUCGACAACAAAUGACAUGUCGAGCCUUGUUAAGAGAUGCUCAAUGGAGUGUUUCUGUUUUACUUUUAUUUUAAGUCAGUUAUCCACGACGUACAAUCUGACUUUUCCAGACUUGAGAAUGUGCAUUUGCUUUUAAGUAGAAUAAUUGUAUAAAAAAAAAUUCACAAUGAACCACAAUUUCCCAAGAAACAUUAUUUAUGUACACAAAAUUGUUAGCUAUUGGGCAGAAUAGAUGAGAACUAAAAUUAUUUACCUAACAAACACCGGCACUAAGGAAAAGGGUCGUACAGCUCUGCUGUUUUUUUCCAUUUAAAUCGUGCAGGAAUUUAGGCUUUUAAUGUUAUUUUUUUAAGCUGUCUAUUUAUUUAUUAGAAACAGUAAUUAUAUUUUGCAGUAUUUUCCCCUUUAAAGGCUCCGGACUAUGCUAUUAGAGCAAAUAACGAGCAUUUUCCUGCCGAUUGACCCAAGUAGCCGGUGAGUCUGAUAUAAGCAUUCAAUACACAUUUGAAAAUUAUUGAAUUAUAUGUGCAUCCAUUAUAGACCACUCAUUAUUCUUUAUCCACAAUUUAAUUUUAUGCCAUUCAAUAUACCCCUACAUGAGCUGUCAAAGUUGUGACGUGUUAUUCAAUUGUGUUUAAACUGAGUCGGGUGGGGAAGGGGAUGGUGUUGGUGCAUUAAAGGGGAGGAAUUAAAGCCAGGAUGUUCAGAUAUCACUUUUGCAAUCAAACAGCUUUCAGUUUGAAUGUGUGCUGAUGUAAACAAUAUCUGGACUGAAAAAAAAUAAGUAACCUCUUGCCAGCAAGCAUUCAAGGAUAACUGGGAGAAGCUGCUAGGCAAAUAUUGUUUGUGUGUGUGUGUAUAGAUAUAUAAUUCUGUUGUGGAUGGGAAUAUCUCCACCAGAUACGGUCCUUUACACUUUGCAUAUUUUGGUUUUGUGUGCUAUUAAAUUCAUGGGUGAAGGAAAAUGAGAAAGUAGAUUGGAGUCUUCAUAACCUGGUUGUGGCUUGUAAAUUACACGAGAUAGUAUGCAACUUCUAAGCUGUAUAAAAUGUCACCUGUGUUGAGCAUAGUAAUCCACACCUGUUUGGAGUCGUUUCAAUGUGCUGUAAGAGUUGGCUGGUUCAAACAUGAUUAGUUGGGUCGAUGAAAUAGACUCUUGAUGUAAGGAGGAAAUUUAGCGGAGAGCUUUGGAAUACAAAACAUGCAGCUUGGUAAUCUUUGUUCGAAGGAGAAUUUAUAGCCAGUUUAUUUGUUGAGUUUUCUGAUUAUCUGCUUAUUCAGUGUGUGGUGUCUUUGUUUUUAAAACUUAUUAGAAAUUAAAAUAUACAAAGUGAAAGGUCCUGUUAUGCUCCACAGUGAAGAAAAUAUUUCUGGAGGCAUGGUGCAGUGCCUCUAUAACUUUGAAAUGGGUUUUGAGUGUUUCCAUGUGACAGUAAAGCUGCUGUUCCUUGCAGCCUUUAUCACUUUGCUGUGAUUGCAUAUGUGAACAAAUAUUUUAAUUCUUCACUGUCGAUAAUUAAUUUAAAAAAAGCUUUUGUUAAUGUUGAGUUUUUAACUUCGUCCUGCUUUUGUAGACGCGUAUAGGAUAUUUUUUACAAAUUAAUGUAGAUUCAUUUUAAGGUCUUUUGUAAAUUAAGACUUGCUGACAAUUGAGCCUUUUGGCUUUUUUCUCCAUUGUGGCUAAUGAUUUGCAAGCCAAUCAAGCCAGGUUGAUAACAUUCCAUGUUUUUUUAGGCAUUGCCAUGUUAUAGGUGCUGGAAGAACAGAUACAGGCAAGCAUGAAGUUUGAAAUCCUUGCUUGUUUUAGUCGAUGCAACCAAAAACAUUCGUUGUUCUAUUUUUAUAAAAGCGAAGAGCACUAACUGGGGAAAUGAAAGCUUGGAGAUUUAUGACGUGGGGACUGGAGCUUUCCUGGACAUGGCAUGGGAAUACAAUCAGAAUCCAGUUCUUGAUCUUCAUUUUAUAAUCUUUAGUAUACGUUGGACUUUGUACAAACCUCUCUUUCCCAAUUCCCAGUGAGUGACCAUUCAGACCAUGUCUGCAGAAGUAGUAGGAACAGUAAUUCUAGCACAGAUGGGUUUGAUCUUUUUUUGGAAGUGCUGUUUUGACCUCAGGUCAACGUGGCUGCAUAGAAAUAGAAUGGUUUGGACUUAUCUGCUUUUAGGUGAAACCUAUUCAAUUUGCUGACAUGAGCCAUCAGUCAAAGCAUUUAGAAGAAGUUCAGUUUGAAGGAUAUUAAACUUACGAUGAUGGGAAGUAAUUGCAGAAAGAAACCAUCUGGUUAGCUGUGGGACUUGCAGAGGGAAACUUGACUAUUUCACAUUUGUCCCACUUCCAGUACAGACCAGUUCAGACGUCAUGCACAGUUCAGAACAUUAACUGAACUUCCAUGGUCCAGAUAUUGCAAGUAAGCAAUUAAAUCUGAUUGUCCUAAACUGUGGCAACAAAGCAGAAUGAAGUUAUGUCUCUCAUUAGACAAACCUUUACAGAAUCCAAUUUAUGAUUUGAGGGAGGGUGGUGAUGGGGGGGGAGGGAGGAGGGAGGAACUAAUGAAUCUUGUAGAUAUAUUUACGUAAACCAAGUGAAGAGAGCUACAGUUUAAAUUAUUGUAUUUCAGUAAUACUGUAGUGCUCCUACUGAGAACUAAUGUAUAGAAAAGGCUUUUGUGGUUAUUGAUGUUUCCCAGUCUUGAUGGGAUAGCGUGCUUUCAAUGUAAACUGAACUUAUAAACAGAAAGAGGCCAUUGCCCUUGAACACCAAAGUGGCCCCUGUUCAGUAACUGGACUUGAUGUAGAGCUCUCCAACCUGGUGCUUUGUUGUUUUGAAUGCUCAAAAUCUACAACCAUUUUAUUUUAUUAAUGAAGAUAAAUUUUCCAUAGGUUGUUUAGAAUAAAAGGAAGUUGAAGUUAUUAAUGCAAAAUGUUGAAAAUAUAAAGUUGAUUUGAAAGAAGUUAAUCAUUUCAGCUGUCCUUGCCAACAUGUACUUUGUGCAUUUAUGGUUUGGGCAGAGCACUGAAAUGAGAAUUCUUCUGAUUAAGAUUGCUUUCCAUUUCCCAAAGUUAUUUUAUUUUAACUCCUGUGUGAGACUUUCCAGACAGGUUUUUGUAUUUAAGUUCACUCGGUUUUGUGUGCUGAUCAGGUUGGGCUGCUUGUGAUUUGACAGGGAGGAGCCUCUUUAGUUGUAGUGGUAUGGCCAAUCUCAUGACAGUAAUGAUAUGACCUCUGGCCAAUGCAGUAUAUUAUUUCUCAUUAAGACUGCAUAGACAUUCUUCCAUACCUUUUGGGGAUGAGAUUUUGCUUGCAGAUGGCUGGUCUAGUGACUUGAACAAAUAAAUACACUCUAGUCGAUACUAACACCGACUGGUGCUUCCAUUCAAUAUUUGCCUCUGAUAAACAUUUGAUUUCUUUUUGGGUGCUCUGCAAGAGAGCAGAGAUUUAGAAUUAGUCACACUGUUCUUAAUGCCUCAACCAUUUGGCAUUAUUACUAAGUAAUGGCACAGGCAGUUUGUCGUGCUGAAUGGGUUCUUUAAUGAAGUAAGCUUUUACCCACAUUCGUCAAAAUUGAUUAUGAAGUUCAAGCUUGUAAUUUUAUGCUGAAUUUUGACACGUGGAAAGACAUCAGUAUAUAUAAGUGGAUUCAUAGCCUGUCAAUUAAAAAUAUAAACUAUAUUCUAUAAUUCAAUUCUAGAUUUUUUUUAAAUUAAAACUGAUAUUCUUUGUUUCAAUUUAUUAUUCAACUAGUUUUUAUGGGUUUUUUUCUAUUUUAAGUAUCUCAUUGUUAACUAGCUUAAAACCAAUUAACCCGUUCCUUCUGAAAAUUUCCUCUAAGCAGUUACAAGGUUUGAUAGACCAGCUCCAUUCUCUUUGGAAUUUGUAUCCAUCAGUUACAUUUUGUUUGACCUUUGCUACUAAGGAUUUGGUUAGAAUCAUAUGGACCAAGAUGCUGCUGCACUGUGAGUGUAUGGACAGAUAGUGAUUGUGAUAUCUGGCAUAGUCCCCGAAAGCCUUGUAGCUGGUACUCAAUGGUUGAUCAUUGGAAGGAUUUGUGUGAGCUAGUAACUGAAAUCUCUUGCCCUGCAGUAUUUUAAUUUCAAUCUGUACAUGGUGGCAAUUCAGUAUAUUUGUUCACUGCCGUAUUUAGGGUUAAGACUCUGGUGUCUGGUGAUCUCAAUUUUAGCCAUCUACUCUUUGAGGAUACUCAUCCUUGGUGCUCCAAUUCCUUCCCAUUGCAUUGGUCUGUCGUAAUCAUGUUUUACAAUAGAAAAAAUAAAUAACCCAGAGUCCAGAAGCCACCUUGGUACUUUGGAGCACUUUCCCACUCAUGGAUUUCUAACAGCUCAUUGUGUAAAUUAGUUUCCCCUUUUCCCAAGAUCAUUCCCACAUAGGCAAUUGGUACAAACAUCCAGUGCCCAUUCUUACUCAUAAUAUCGGGACAGCUCAUUUAAAUCAUUACUUGCUUGUAUAUGGCAUCAAAGUAAAACAAAUUGUAUGUUAGCAGUCAGUAAAUUGUUAAAAGAAUUAAAUUCAUUAGGAACAGCUGGGGACAGCGAUCCUCGUUCUUGGCGAUCAGUAAAUCUGCAUAGUUAAUGGUUAUGUCUUAAUUUUGUGAGUAACACUGAUAGGAAGGGGGGCACGUUAGUCAUGGAAGCAGAUGAGUAACAAACUUAACUGUUUUGCAUGGCAUGGCCAGAAACCUUCUCAGCAUUUGAAAGUAGUCAAUACCGUUCAAAUUUUGAGGUCUUCUAUUGUCAUGCUGGCGUAGCACGAUGUCGUCCCGAGUUUUCUGGGGCCUACCCAGCUGAGAUGGUUUUGUAAAGCUGUGUGCCUAGCUACCUCUCUGAUUUCCUUACGUAUUUCACUUGAAUUAAAUGUACAGUCGCAUCUGCUUGUAUUGUUUUGCCAUGUACAUUAGACUCAGACUAAUGCAGUUAAAUUAGUGGCAAGAUUUGUGAAAAGUCAAUAGUUGCUUGGUGACAAAAAUGAUGAAUAUCUGCAUAAUAUAGUUAAAUAUAUUUACUGCGAGUCUUUUAUAUUUUUUGUUUAAAUUGAGUUUGUAACCCACCUCUGAUCAUUACAUGAUGUAUUGAUGGUCCAUUUACUUAAAGGUCAAGGAAAGGGCAGGUGCAUAUUUAACAGUUAGGAUGAAACACCAAUAAUUGAAAACCUUGCUUUGUAAGUGGAAUAAUAUUGUCUGCUUUCCUGACAAUUUUGAAAUGUUGAUAUUUAGAAAAAGGAUAACAUCAUGGCCUUUUAAAAAAUGAAUUGCUAAUUUUGACAAUCAGCAAGCCAAGCAUAUUUGUAUUUUUGGUACCUGUCCACUACCCACUGGUACUCCAGGAGCAAGUGCGUCAUUGUAGAAGGGCCACUAAUGAUUGGCUGCCCUCUUACUCCAACUCUAGCUCUGCAAGCUGGUUGAAUAACCAGAACCUGUCUUCAUUCUCUAACAGCAUAACGCCAGAGGUUCCAAUCUUCCAGGAGGUUAACAAGCUCUGGGUUAUCUGCUAGAAGUCAUGUUCAUUGGGUUUAAUUGUCCACAUCGGAUUUCUUGCUGAACAAAGUGAUUUCAUCUAUGUGAAUAUUUUUGAAUAAAUAAUGCCUAGGGCUUGAGAGGGUAGAGUUCAGGUUGGAUUCCUAUGUAAGUGAAUAUGGAUGUCAGGAGAAGCCAAUAUUGCAUUUUGGCUGGUGUUUAUCUGAAAAACAGGAAAUUGGGUAACUUGCAGAUGCUAAAUCAAGAACCAUAGAAACUGUGUUCCUGUCAUAUGGAAGGGAGAGGAUUGAAUGCCCGGGAAAGACAGAAUCUAUAAAUAGUUAGAACUCUAGCAAUGUUCAUGAAAUUAAUUAUCUUUUAACUAAAAGUAACAGUCUGCAAUCACUUAAUUACUUGAUUUUUGUUUCAGUAGAUAAAGACCAUAACAUUUAAAGGAGACUCCUUUCACCUUGCGGUGUGUGUGUGUGUGCGUGUGCGUGUGUGUGUUUUCUCACUAUUAGAUUUGUUGGAGAAUCAUGUUGCAUAUAAACUUCGAUCAGUGAGUUUCCGUAGAUUCAUGUCCAACAAUGGUUGUAUAAAAUUCACUUGAGCUAUUGGAUUUGGAUGGCUGGCCCAAUUUUUAGGCUCUUAUUUGCAAGACUUUUGUUUAAAUAUAAAGGAAAAAACUUUUACUUGACCUUUAAAAUGGGCAUUUUAUCACUUAAUCUUUAAAACACUAGUAGCUAUAAAAUUCUGUUUGCAAAAUUUUCAAGAAAACUAAACUUUGUUUUAACAAAAUUGCCUUUUAAGUUCUAACCUACUCCAUGUUUUGUUUGCUUGUAAUGUUUGAAGUGCCUACUGUGCUGAAUUGGAAAUUAGGCUUCCAUAAAGCUUGGAUGCAUAGAGGAGUAAUAGGGCAUCUUUAUUUCUGUCAAUUGCUUAGUUCUUGCACCCACUUUAGCUUAAUGUAAAGAGAUUGCUGCAUUGAAUAAGUAUUUCUGGAUUUGCUGUUCAUGGUGUGGUAACUUACUCUAGUAGGAUUGAAAGCAUGUGCAGAACCUGUUGCAACACAGUUAUUGGGAGAGUUUGGGGAGGGGUGUGAUAUAGGAGAAGGUCUUGUGGAAUUAACAGUUUUCCUCUCGUAUUUGGCAUAAUACAAAAAAUUAUACCACUGUUUAAACUAUAGCCUGUUUGAAGCAAUUAGUUAAAUAAUAAAUGGGGAAUUUCCGGACUCGUAUAUUCCAUGCUAAAUGCAAUUUGAUGUAUUUUCAAAUCGGUUGGACAGUGAACAAGGGCAAGUGGCACUGUUGCUGCCCAUUUAUUUUCACAUUUGAACUUCAAAUUGUAUUUACAAAUUAAUCUUUCACAAACUGCAAAUCAUUUCACCUACCCCAAUUGCCAGAAUUAACAGGCUCCUCCUAUCUGCAGGAACUUUUUUCAAACACUAAUGUGACCAUCCAGAUGAAAGCAGCUAUUCUCUGACUUGCAUUGAGCGCCUUGCACUUUAAUAUAGCUCGUUGUAGUGUUGCGUCCCUCCUACAUGCCGCCUACCGCACGUCCUGCCAUUGGCUGCAGGGUGUCUCAACUUGCGUUAUGCCAAUAAACGUAUCUGUGCACAGACAAACAAUAAGAGCACAAGAGGGCAGAAUAAAAUAAAAUUGCCCCCUGGUAGGGUAACUCAGGUGUGCAAGUGAACAGGCAUCGUUUAUAAUGGGAGAAAGAAGUCCUGACGUACGAGCCUGUCUUUCCAGACAAAUCUUUAUUUUUUUACAUGGAACAUUGUUGAAUUUGUGCAAAGUAAAAUAUAUUAUAUUCCAUUUGAAAUUUAAAUGAUUAUAAAAUAUCACUGCAUUUUGAGGCUAUGGAGUAUUACCAGGUAGAUAAACUUACAUGAGUACCCUCUGUCACAAAAUUUAGCACAGUCUUAAUGCACAGGUCCGGUAGACCAGGGCACUUGAGAAUUAGGACCUGACCAAGUUUGGUGGGAGAUGGCUCGGGCAGCUUGAGUGGUUUGGCCUUUGCAAAGAUGCCCUUGUUUAACAAGUGCCACUUAUUUAAACAAAACCAUAUGGUUUUAAAAAUUAAGAGUCCCAUUUUAUUCCUGUGUUUGAUUGAAGUGGGAAUAAAAUUGAUGAGAUCCCAUAUCGCUUUAGAUUACAAUUUUGUCCAAUUGGUAUCUGAUAUUAUGCGGUCCUUUUUUUGUUACAAAUGGGUUUAAAGUAAAGAGAGUGAGUGAUACCAAAUUAAGCCUGUGACUUUCCAAAAAAGAAACCUUGUGGUUUUGAUGUGUUGCCUCAUAAAAAGAAAUCCUAAAUUGAGCAGUGACUUGCUGUUUGUAAAGUGUAUCUGAAGCGUAUUGUGCAUGAUGUUGCAUGGGGAGUGCACAGAUAUUAAUUCUGGGCUUGCACGCUGGUGUAAAUGAGUGCUGCCUGUUGAACAGUGUGCAGUAUUUAUUCUCUUAACUCAAGUUUUUGUUAACAAUGAUUCAACUUUAUUUGUUACUAAUAAAACCGGCAUUACAAAGGAA
Molecule: messenger RNA, 9865 nt
Organism: Amblyraja radiata (thorny skate)
Lineage: Eukaryota; Metazoa; Chordata; Chondrichthyes; Rajiformes; Rajidae
Product: transcriptional activator protein Pur-alpha-like
Exons: 1
Coding region: 16-891 (291 amino acids)
Biological process (GO): regulation of transcription by RNA polymerase II
Cellular component (GO): nucleus
Molecular function (GO): DNA-binding transcription factor activity, RNA polymerase II-specific; RNA polymerase II transcription regulatory region sequence-specific DNA binding; purine-rich negative regulatory element binding
Source: RefSeq, a predicted model, not a curated record